Messenger RNA from Zootoca vivipara (common lizard), 4020 nucleotides. RefSeq names its product G protein-coupled receptor class C group 5 member A (gene GPRC5A). Gene Ontology annotation, biological process: G protein-coupled receptor signaling pathway. Gene Ontology annotation, cellular component: intracellular membrane-bounded organelle; plasma membrane; extracellular exosome. Gene Ontology annotation, molecular function: protein kinase activator activity; G protein-coupled receptor activity. Lineage: Eukaryota; Metazoa; Chordata; Lepidosauria; Squamata; Lacertidae. The record is from RefSeq and is a predicted model, not a curated record.
UGGAACUGGAAUAGGCGUGUCCCUACUCCAUCAUCUCUGCUUCUUUCCUCAUUUGCUUUUAAAGCUGCCGUUAGAGUGUGAGAGAGCAAUUUGGCUGCUUGUCUUGCUCGGGGAGAGAAGAACGAGCAGAGCUGAGAUUAUUUGCCGAGUGGGUGUGUGGCAGGAAUUUCCCUGGUUUGCCCUCUGCUACUGAAGAAGACACAUCUAGCCGUGGGAGCACAGAGCACACUCAAGGUCUUCCUUUAAGGCAAGGCAUCCACUUUAGGGCUGCCCUGAGGCACCAUGACCUCCCGGCCAGGGUGCAAAGGCUUAGAUGCAGACUAUGACUUCCUCUGUGACACCGAGAAAAAUUGGGGCAUUGUUGUGGAAUCCUUUGCUACCGCUGGUGCUGUCAUCACAGCCAUCCUGAUCGCUGUGCUCCUUUUCCUUGUAUGUAAAGUCCAAGACAACACAAAGCGAAGCCUGAUCCCUGUCCAGUUCCUCUUCCUUCUGGGCACUCUAGGAAUCUUCGGCCUCACUUUUGCCUUCAUUAUAAGGCUCAACGAGAGGACUGCCCUCACCCGCUUCUUUCUUUUUGGGGUCCUCUUUGCCCUCUGCUUCGCAUGCCUCCUGGCCCAUGCCCUCGACCUCAUCAAGCUGGUGAGAGGAAGAUGCCCCUUUUCGGUACUGGCGCUGCUGGUUAUCGCCAUCAGCCUGACCAUUGUGCAGAUUAUUAUCGCCACACAGUACGUAGCCAUCAACAGCCAAGAGCUGAAGGCCCUGAACGCCACGACUGGAUUGACAGAAAAAAGCCGUGUGGACUUCGUUCUGCUUCUCAUCUACGUGCUUUUCCUGAUGGCCCUCCUCUUUGUGGUCUCCAUGUUUGUUUUCUGUGGGUCCUACAGAAGGUGGAAGAGGCAUGGCACACACACCUUCUUCACAGCCCUGUUCUCCAUAUGCAUCUGGGUGGCGUGGAUCAGCGUGUUCAUGACAGACUUUGGGAAAAGGCCAGAAUGGGACGAUCCCACUAUCAGCAUUGCUCUGGUAGCUAAUGGGUGGGUCUUCCUGAUGAUAUAUGUGGUGCCUGAGCUCUGUUUCCUCACCGUUCCACGGAGGCCCGGAGACUACCCUCCAGAGAAUGAUGCCUGCCAGCCUAAAGUCCUGAAAAAAACCUACGGAGUAGAGAAUCAAGCCUAUGCUCAGGAAGACAACGCGCAAGUCCCAGAUGCAAACAGGGGUCCUUCAUAUCUUCCAUAUUCAACUCACUUCCAGCUGCAGAACCUUGAGCCCCAGCAGGAUUUCUCCAUCCCACGGCCGAAAACCCGAACCAGCCCAUACCAAGAGUAUUCUGGAGGGAAAGAUGUCAAGUAGCCGUCCUGCUAUGAAUGCCAAAGAAGCCAUUCUGAGUCGGCGUAGGUGCUGGAAAUCAUCACAGAUAUAGCGGUGAUUCAGUUUUUAUUAAAUCAGGGACAGAACUCAGCACUGCAGUGGAUGAAGGAAGAUGCCUGUCUUUUUCUCCUGCACACCUUUUAUAUCUGCCUUCGUACACUUGGCACUUUAUUACAUUUUCUUUUACCGUGUUCCUUCAUUUAAUGAAUUCCUGCAGGCUUUUUUUUGAGGUAGCCUCUCACCUCGUGUGGUUACAAUCAUGCCACCCAAGUGCUGAGGGGGAAGGUCUGAAGCAUGGAGUGUUCUCUAUUGAGCUCUCGGUGUGGUUUAGACCCCUGAUUUGCACAGGAUUCUAUAUCACCCAGGGGGCCAGCCCAUAAAUGGACGACAACAGUGAGCCUAGCCAUGCUCUUCCCCUUACACCAGGCAUCCCCAAACUUCGGCCCUCCAGAUGUUUUGGACUACAAUUCCCAUCAUCCCUGACCACUGGUCCUGUUAUCUAGGGAUCAUGGGAGUUGUAGGCCAAAACAUCUGAAAGGCCGCAGUUUCAAUUGCUUAAGGGGCAAUCUCCUAAACAGGGCUUAUAGCUUCUCUCAGUUCCACAGAGACUUCUAUACCUCAGCAUUUUGCCCGAGCUCGUUUUUCUCCUCACAACACAAACAGGAAAGAUUAUAUCCAUCCCAUGUGAGUAAAAAGCUCAGGGAGUAUUCUUGGCCCAGAUCACAUCCCUGAAAUGUAUGCAUUUGCGUUUUCUCCUACCCCCCCCCCCCCAGCCUUUUCCUUUUGAAGCAUUGGAAUUUGCAGGAAUAUUCGAUGAUAGCUGUGCCAUUUAGAAGCCUGAGAAAUCUCCGAAUGUCUUCCUUUUAAGAGAUGGCCUGUAUCAGUGACUGUCUUUAGUCCUACGUGCAAUGCCAGGCCUGUAUAGCACUGCUGUCCUCAAAUCCUGUCAAAUUCCCCCUGCCUGCUUUUGUGGUACUGAGUCACAAAGGGAAGUGGCCCAAACAAAAACAAAACAGUUUUAAAACCAGGAAAUCACAGUAUUUUUUAAAAGUGAAAGUCAUUCCAAACUGUCUAUAGAUCUGCUUUAAACACAGGAAGAAAGCAAAGGGGUGGGGGGUGGGGGAAGAAGCAGCUUUUAAAACUGUGUACAGCUUUGAAUUAGGUUUCUUUACAGACUUCCUGCUUUUGCCCUUGAUGCCUAAUCUCUCCCCUGGUGAGACUUCCAAGCCCACUGAGCGUGCUUAGGGGACCUAAGACUGCUGGGAGUCGGAGAUGGGGAGAUUGCUCUGCUUUGCAAAAGACAAUCCUGCAGUUUGAAGGCAGUGAUGUGUGGCAGCGCAUAGACAGACACAGGAUAGUAGAUUAGAAUAAUUAUCUCUAAAUAGGCACCUCCUCCUGUAAGAUAGAACAUGCAAAUUUUAUGUGCUGUUGUGUAGAGAGGACCCUUGACUCUGUGUAAUUUUGUUGUUGUGCAAACAGAAACAUAAGGAGUGUGUGAACAGUGGUGUGAACAACCAAAACAAUGCAACAACUCUACAACAACUCUACAGAGAGCAGUUAGUCAAACCCUUCUGGGGGUGGGGGUGGGGAUCCCUACUUCUAGAUCUUCUAAGCACAGGUUUCUACCUGUCAUUAUUAGCAGAUUUCAGUGACAGAGAAAGGGAAAUGUUGAAAGCAUAAUGGUGGUGGUGAUGGAGGGAAUUCAUUGAAUGCCACUAAGGCUGCAAUCCUAUACUCACUCACUCUGGGAUCAGGCUCAUUCAGCUCAGUGGGGUUUCCUGCAACUCUUUUACCACUGUUAAUGAAACAGCAUUUUAGGACAUACUAAUGAUAACCUGUAGCAAAAUGUUGCAUAUUGGAGUGCUGCUGUUCAGGAUUCCUCCCACUCUACUCCACUCUAUUCCCCCUGUCCUGGUUUUCCAUUCUCCUUCCUGCAAGAGCCAGUCACAAUUUUGUGGUCACUAAGCUUGCUCAGUCUCCUCAUUGGAUUGUUUGGAGAGGUGGUUUCCUCCUAAGAGUUUCACACCUUCCUGAAGAUUUUCUGCAAACCUUGGGGUUCCUGCUGAUAGUUUCCUCUUGGUGCAGUUUUAGGCUAUAUAAAGACCAGCACAUAAUAAUAUUAAGAUUUCUAUUAUAUGAUUGCUUUAUAUGAUGACUGCAGAUGGGGAAGAAAACUAGCGACCACAAGACUUACCCAUAUGGCAAAUACUUCCAGAAAGUUGUUUCAGAUUUUAAUGGCGAGUUGGGGGAAACUCUUUUACAACUGGCUCAAGAAAAAUAAGACACGAUCCAGAGGAGGUCAAGCUUCUUUUUCCAUUGAUUAUAAUCAUAGCUGCCAAGUUCUCCCUUUUUUAAAGGGAAAUUCCCUUAUGCUGAAUAGGCUUCCUCGCGAGAAAAGGGAAAACUUGGCAGCUAUGAUUAUAAUGGGAUACGUUAGGCCUGUGCUUAACAAUGCUCCCAUUAAAAUCCAUUUGGGGGGGGGGGGAGUGCACAAUUUUAGUUGGAUUUUGCUCCUUAACCUGUGGGAAAGGAUUCUUCAGGUUUUGUUUUUGUUUGUGUGCUUCUAAAUGUAUUAUAUUAUUAUUUAUUUGUUUAUUUCUCAUACCACACGGAACACAUUGGUCUGCAUUUAAUAAAUAAUUAUAGACGGUG